Molecule: messenger RNA, 1593 nt
Organism: Trichomonas vaginalis G3
Lineage: Eukaryota; Parabasalia; Trichomonadida; Trichomonadidae
Product: tetratricopeptide repeat domain domain-containing protein
Exons: 1
Coding region: 1-1593 (530 amino acids)
Molecular function (GO): protein binding
Source: RefSeq, a predicted model, not a curated record
AUGGUUAUGAUUUGCUUAAUUAACCGCUCAACAUGCAACUUAAUGAGUAACAAACCAGAUGAAGCAUUCAGUGAUGCCAAUGAAGCAAUGAAAACAUACAAUUUACUUCGUGAUCCCAUUGAUACAAACAAAAUUAAUGCAGAUAAGCUUAAAGAUGACAAAUUAACAAUUCCUCUUGCAAUUUCAUAUGUCCGUCGUGGCCAAGUCUACGAAGCCAGAGCUGAAUUCCACAAAGCUAUCCUUGAUUACAACAUUAGUGAUAAAAUCAAUCCAAAUGCUGAUGGCUACCAAGCCCUUACACGCAUAUUCAAGAAACUCAACAUAGUAGAUAUCAACCAGCAGGAUCCAGACCUCAAACUCUUCACAGCUGUUUACCAAACGAUGACUGAUCAAGAAAAGGUUGUUGAAGCACUUUCAGAGUUGCUCCAGACACUUUUAGAUCAUCCACCAGCUGAAUCCCACUUCAGCAAGUUCAGUGCUCAAGGCUGUGCAAGAUUAAUUUUCGGUAUCAUGCAAAUUUACAUGAACAUAGACAUCGUCGUUGUUCUUUGCAUAUCCAUCAACAGAUUACUUGCCGAGAAUGGCGUUAAAGAUGCUUUCAAUGGCUUCCCAGUAAUCAGAACCGCAAUGGAUGUCUGGAAAGACAACGAAGCUAUCGUAGGUGACUGCUUACGCUUCCUUGAACUCAUUCCAACCCAAUUCAACGAGAAAAUGAUCGAAGGCCAAAUUGUCCCAACAAUUAUCAACGCGAUCAACGUUGAAUUGCAGCCAGAGGAGUAUGAUAUCGCAUUCAUUAUCAUUUACAGACUCUCUUCUACCAAGGAGCAGCUUAAGGAGAUCGGAACAUCGAAUAUCAUCGAAAUUAUCAACAAGACUAAGACACUUGGAGGUCUUAUUCUCCUUUCCAAGUUGUUCCAGGUACCAGAUCUCGUUCGUCUCGCUCAAGAAGAAGGCGCAAUGGAGUGGGUUGUUGAAAAAUUGAAUGAAAACAAGACAAAUGCUUCAAUUAUUUCUGCAGCAUCAAUUGUCCUUGCACAGACAUUCCUUCAUGGCAGAGACACGUCAAACCAACGCGUCCAGGUCGUUCAAAGUGAAGAAGAAGAAAACGCCCGUAAACUUAAGUUUACAAAAACCGCUUCUCAAACGAUCAGUAUUCUUGGUCCGAUUUCUAAGAAGAAUAACAAAGAUGCAACAAUUGUAUCCAACUGUUUCGCUGCAAUUGCAAGUUGCGUCGAAUUAUCUACAAAAGAUGUUCGUAAUGAGCGCCUUAUCCAAGCAGCCUCUGCAAUGUUGGAACUCCACAUGGCUAAUGAAUCAUGCGUUAUGAACUUGGUCUCUUUUUUCUUCGCAUGCACACAAUGCGACCUCAAAGCUGACGUAAAGGCCAAUCCAUCUGUUUUCCCAACAGUUAUGAAGGCACUACAGAAGCAUCCUUCAAACCAGUUGCUCGCAGAAAGAGCUGUUGCAAUUGCUGCUGAAUGCGAACAUAAAAUUGCAGAAGAUUUGGUUGCUUUGGGUCUCAGACAGUUCCCAGAGUCAGCUAUCCUUAGAAAAUAUGUUGGUAUCAUUAACAUGGAAAGAUUCAAACAAUAA